Lactuca sativa (garden lettuce) is the source of this 1072-nucleotide messenger RNA. Lineage: Eukaryota; Viridiplantae; Streptophyta; Magnoliopsida; Asterales; Asteraceae. The record is from RefSeq and is a predicted model, not a curated record.
CUCGUUUUUUUUUAUCAAGAGUAUACGCUUUAAAAUAGGAAAUCUUCCUUAAAAUUUUGAUAUUUUGGGUCAGUUUACGGUUUAAUCCUAACAUUUAUUUUUUUAACAGAAAAGUAUUGAUUAUCUAAUUUUAUACGAUAAUGUCAUUUUUUAUUGAAAAAAGUAAUGACUUUUCCGGUAAUUUGGGCAAAAUACAAAAUAAUCAUGAUUUUUUUAUUCAAAAAAUAAAAUUUGUGAUUAAAGCGUUAAUUUGCCCAAAAUAUUGAGAUUUUAUAAGAAAUGUGCCUUUAAAAUAAGGAUAACUAACCAUUUCUUUUAUAAAGUUUUAACAAAUAUGACCUUUAUUUUCAUCAGUUUUAAAACUAAUCAACUUGUCCGAAAUGUGGCAUUCCGUACCAUGAAAAUAGGUAAAGCCUGUCUGUAUGGUCCGAUCUGAUACAUUGGAAAAUUCAGAAAAAGUUAGAACCCAAACUUUGAAGUUCUUUUUGAAGAAAAAUAUGGAUUCUACGAACCAGUAUUCAACAUUCACCGCCACACCAUCUCCGUCAAUACAAUAUGAAGUAAUAGACGUUGAGGUUAGACAGCAAGGUCUUGUUGAUGGGGUUGCAUUAGAAAUGAUUUGUGAUUUUCAACAUGUACAAGAGCAAUUGUUAGUAUUGGAAAUCUCAUUACCGCAUUCAGAAGUCGAUGAGGGUGGAAAUUUAGCGCUUUAUAAUAUGAAAAUCCUAUUGAUUAAAAUGUCUAAAGAUAUACUAGAGUUUCUCAACUCAAUGGAAAGAAUUGAAGAAGCACGUGGGGUGAGUGCAACACUCGAGGAGCGAGUUGAAAUUGCCGAUAAUACGUUCAGCUUAAUUGAAAGCUACAUGCAAUUGUUUGAAGUUCACAUAAACACUGCUUGUUUGCAUCGUAUGCAAGUCCAAAGUAAUAGUGGGUAUCAUAUAUAAAGAAAAUGAAAUGUGAUUUUAAAUAUUAAUAUGUAAGUUGUUAUGGUUUAGAUGAAUGAUAUUGCUUUUCAUUUUCAUUAGGGAAAAGACUUUAAAAAACGAUAAAAGAACCUUACAAAGUUGUUACA